AACCCGUCCUAUCCUCUCUAAUCCAUUGUGGCUCAAUUACAUUUCUUUGGCAGAAGAAGAAAUGGAUGAAGAGAGUGAAUUGUAUUUUGAGUUGAAUACCGGAGCUAAGAUGCCGUCCGUCGGUCUCGGAACCUGGAAAGCCCCUCCCGGCGUGGUCGGUGAAGCUGUCAUCGCUGCCGUUAAGGCUGGUUACAGACAUAUCGACUGUGCUCGAGUAUAUGAUAAUGAAAAAGAGAUAGGGGCAGCACUGAAGGAAGUAUUUUCCAAUGGAGUGGUGAAGCGCAAUGAAAUUUGGAUCACAUCUAAGCUAUGGUGCAGUGAUCAUGCACCAGAAGAUGUCUCCAGGGCAUUGAGCAAGAGUUUAGAAGACCUGCAACUUGACUAUAUUGACCUAUAUCUUAUACAUUGGCCAUUUCGGACACAGCCUGGCUCUCGUGGGUGGGACCCUGAUGUCAUGGCUCCAUUAUGCCUCUCAGAAACAUGGACUGCAAUGGAGGGCUUGUAUGCAUCAGGCCAGGCACGUGCAAUUGGGGUAAGCAACUUCUCAACUAAGAAGCUGCAGGACCUGCUCAUAUAUUCAAAAGUCCCACCUGCUGUCGUUCAGGUGGAAUGCCACCCUGUUUGGCAGCAAACUGCACUUCACAACUUGUGCAAAUCAACCGGUGUUCACCUCUCGGCGUACUCUCCUCUUGGAUCCCCAGGGUCUUGGGUAAAAGGGGAAAUCUUGAAGGAACCAAUAUUGCUGGAGGUUGCUGAGAAGCUGAACAAGUCACCUGCACAAGUAGCUCUCAGAUGGGGUAUUCAGAGCGGUCACAGUGUCCUUCCCAAGAGUGUACAUGAGUCUAGGAUUAAGGAGAACUUCAGUUUAUUUGACUGGUUCAUCCCUCCAGAACUCUUCUCAAAAUUUUCUGCUAUCCACCAGCAAAGGCUUCUUCGUGGGGAUUCUGCAGUCCAUGAAAGCUGUAGCCCUUACAAAAGCCUGGAAGAACUGUGGGAUGGAGAAAUAUGAGAAUGAUAGAAGAUCCUCAAAUCUUAUUUUGAUCUAACAGAAAACUCAGGAUUUUUUGUUUAUGAAAGUCUCGUUUAAGAAGCAAUUGGACAUCAUAUAAACUAGUACCCAGAUCUCUCUCAAACAAAACAUGGAAGUUAAGCUUUUGGAGCUAAAGUUGCAAGUUAUUGGUAUAAAAACGUUUUGCAGAAACUUGAUUAUGGCAGCCCAGCCUGGCCAUAAAAUUACAAUAAAAAACCACUUGAGCAUGUUCCUUCACGCGUCCCUGCCAGCGUACUUUGGAACACCAAGGCAGACUUAAGCUGAAGCAUCAAACAUGGAGCCGACCUGCGACUUUCUAUAUUUUUCAGCUACCUUUCAGUCUACAUCGCUCAUUCUUGAGGAGCGAUUGGAGUGUGAUCCCUCCAACCAUUUGGUCCAUGGUUCAGCCAGAUUACCUUGAAUUCCAGAUGUGUAAGCGGCAAUUUGGGUUGUUUUUGGUUCGUGUUGAAUUGGAGAAUGUUUUGGUAAUUCAACCAAUUAGUGGAAAUUACAUUAGCCUUUUGCAGACUAGAUCUGCGAAGUGGAACGGUUUAGAUUUCACCAAUAAAUUCCCAGAAGCUCUGGAUUCUAAAUUCUCAGAUCCAUUUUCCUGGUUAUGGAUUUCUAAUAUUGCAGUGUUUGAUAGAUUCAUGGAGCAUUUGGAUUCUUGGUUGUGGACUACGGAGGCAUUCAAGGAGGGUUUACUUUCAUUUCUUGGAAAGAAUUCGUUCAGGUAGAUAUGCAAAGAUACGGGUGCCAUAAAUAAACAAGCACGAUUCUCAACAAUGCCAAUUCGGUUUUAGAUUCUCAACGAUUCUCUAAAUUGAUUCUCAGCAAAAAGUACUGUCAAGAAGCUGCGUAUGAAACUGAAAAACUUAAGCAAAUAAAUACAAAGAGCUUGUGGCCCCAGGCACUUUCCGGCUAUAAAAGAUCAGGCAAAGGUCCCCUCGAUGGAGAAAAUUGAUGAUGGAAGUACAAUCCGUAGGACAUGAAAUGAAGGUGUGUUGACGUAUUUUAAGAACAGUAGCUAAUAUAAAAAUUAAGCAGAGGCAUUUGGAGCCAUUUGGAGCGGGGGGCCACGACAGAUAUCUUGCAGCACAAUCAAGAUUGUAGAGCGAGACUCUUGUGGGUGUAAAUGACCCCUUCAUCGCCAUCCACAAUGUGUCCAUUUCCUUUCAGAAUCCUGCAUUUACAGAAAAUGGAAGCGAUCAAUCACGAACCAAAAUUCUCACUUUCAUGGAGAGAGAACAAGGAAAAAAAAAGGCCCCCAUCUAUGAAUUGGAAGGAAGAAUGUAGAGCCAUGGUUGUUGAAGGAAAGAAGACUAUUGUACAGAAUUUGAGCUACUACAGUGCCUAGGAAGCCCAAUCAACAGCUCUCCACCACUCACAAAAAGAGGCUACGCAGAAACAUUUGUUAUCUAUUCUCAUUUCCAAUUUCUUGCGUUUGCUUCCAACCCAUCAAUCUCAGAAUCCACAUUAGCUA
Vitis riparia (riverbank grape) is the source of this 2513-nucleotide messenger RNA. Its product is annotated as NADPH-dependent aldo-keto reductase, chloroplastic-like. Bases 62 to 1009 code for a protein of 315 amino acids. The transcript is spliced from 7 exons. Gene Ontology annotation, cellular component: cytosol. NCBI's taxonomy places the organism in Eukaryota, Viridiplantae, Streptophyta, Magnoliopsida, Vitales, Vitaceae. Gene Ontology annotation, molecular function: aldose reductase (NADPH) activity. The record is from RefSeq and is a predicted model, not a curated record.